UACUUUGGGAGCAUUCAGGAAGGCAAAGAGCAGAUUUCCUGUUAGGACCAUGGCAACAAAAAAAAGUGUGGAUAAAAGGGGUCAGUAAUCUCUAAACCAGAGGAGAAAGAGCAGUCCGCUAUUCCCCUCCCAUGACUUCACUUCCCUCCCCUUCUCACAGACUUGACAUUUCAAAUCUCCAUACCACGCCAGUGCCACAACUACCAUGACCUUCGAAACAUGGAAAACUGGAAGCAGAAGGAUAAAGAAACAAUAUUCCUGCGCCUCACUGGGUACAUUUCCUCAUAUACAGAGGAGCCAAAGAACAGGGAGAUUGUGUGGACGAGAGGAAAAGAGGAGGAGAGAAAAAAGGCAGAGGGACACUGAGUGAAAAAACGACAGGAAACCAAAUAAUUCUGGUGCUGUUUUCUGCAAAUCCUCCUGAGAUAAAUCACUUCAGAGGACUGCCAUUCCCAAUCCACAUUUUACAAUUAUAACUGACAAGGGAUUUUCCCAUACAUUUUUGUAAGAUUGAUUGGAAAUGUAUAAAGCACUAAAACUCUGACAGAAUAGUGACGUCUGCUUCAUUCUUCUCUCAAGGACUUUUCAGUCUCCCACACAUUUAGUGUGGUUGGUCAAGAUGUGAGCAGCUGAAUCCUUUUUGGGAGGUUUGUAUGGUUUUUACUUCUGGGCUACAUCUCACCCCUUUCCCAGGGUCUGUUGGAUCAAUGGUUGUGUAUUUGAGGAUUUGUUUGUUCUGAACUCCUGGACUACUAAACUGGAUCCAGAUGAAGAAUAAAGGAACCAAGCAGAGGUCCAAAAAGAAAGGAUGUGAGAAUGCAUUCGGCUGUGACUUGACAGAACAUCUACACAAUUCAGGACAAGACGUUCCCCAAGUUUUAAAGACGUGUGCAGAGUUCAUUGAGAAACAUGGCGUUGUGGAUGGGAUAUACAGACUCUCAGGGGUCACCUCCAAUAUCCAGCGACUCAGACAGGAAUUUUGCACUGAGUUGUGCCCUGACCUCACAAAGGACAUGUACCUCCAGGAUAUCCACUGUGUGGGCUCCUUAUGCAAGCUGUACUUCAGGGAGCUACCCAAUCCUCUACUCACUUAUGAGCUUUACAAGAAAUUCACUGAAGCCGUCUCAGUCCAGGAGGAUCAUGAACGAUUACAGCAUAUUCAGGAUGUCAUUAAAGAGCUACCACUCCCCCACUUCAGGACUCUGGAAUAUCUUACCAAGCAUUUGGCCCACCUGGCCACCUUAAGCCCCCAGACUAACAUGCACAGCCGCAACCUGGCCUUGGUGUGGGCUCCAAAUCUGUUGCGCUCUAAAGAUAUUGAAGUUGCAUCCUGCAAUGGGGACAUGGCUUUCCUGGAGGUGCGGGUACAGCAGUCCGUGGUUGAGUUCAUUUUAAAUCACACUGAGCAGAUCUUCAACCAUGCAGCUGCACCAAUAAAACCUAAAGGACCCGGUUUGAUGUGUGGGGAGAAGUAUGCCACUUUGCCUAUCAGUGGCCAGGGUGGGCCAAUGAAGCUGAUGAGCCUGGAGGAGGCCCAGGCCCGCUCCCUGAGCCCUAACCACCCAGCACGGAAAGAACGACAACGGGAGAACAGUCUACCAGAUACCAGCACUGCCACGCUGUACCAUACCGUCAUAGACAUAUCAGAUAGCAAAAAGCUUUCUGGGAAAUCCAAAACGUGGAAGUCCAUCUUCAACUUGGGCAAGUCUGUGACAGACUCUAAGGGGAAACUGAGCCGGAAUGGGAGUGUGUUCUUGAGAGCACAGAACAUCACAGAAAAGGCAGCUAUCCGACCAGCUAGAAGCAUGGACUCUUUGUGCUCUCUGCCAACAGAUGAUGACAAGCCAGGAAAUUUCAACUCAGAAGGCGAGGCCAACGGUUUCUUUGCACCAGGCAUAAAAUCCAGAACACUUGGAUCUGACUCGCUCUAUGACCUCAGUGAACACCAGAGGUGGGAGUUUGAGAUUAAGAAAUCGAGUGAGGCCACAGGUGGCAGCAGCCCUAAUAUGAAGAGAAGGGGCUCUCCAAGUGUCUCACCACCCCAAAAGAAGUCUCUACCUGAACAACUGAAGGUUUUCAAAGGCGACGACCUCAGCAGCUGCCAGCCCACCUCUCCUAAAAACAGGAGGAUGCUGUAUUCUGGCUCCACCCACAGCAGCACAUCCAGGCCCUCCUUCCCAGGAAGCCUCUUCCCUGAGUCCUCCCCUAGGCAUCAGCGCAAGGCUCUCAACAUAUCAGAGCCCUUUGCUGUGUCCGUGCCCCUAAGGGUGUCUGCAGUCAUCAGCUCCAACAGCACCCCCUGCAGGGCAACAGGGAAAGAGAGGCCUGCUGCAGCUGCCCUGAAACCCAGCAGAGAAACCUCCCAGUCAGACCAGAGUGAUAGCAGCGGCAGCUCAAGUUUCAGAGAGCACCCCCUUGUAGAGAGCAGUGUGGGGAGUGAGAGCAGUAUUUACAGUAACAGCAGCUCAACCCCUCUGGAAAAGGAGGCGAGACCAGCAGAGGAGAGGAGCAGAGAGGAGGCAGCUUCCAAAAGUGUGCCAGAAGUUUCAGGAAGUGAAGGAGAGGUGAAAGAGGUUCAAGGGAAGGUGGAAGUAUCUGACCUGAGACAGUCUUCCACUCCCAAGACAAGAGAGGAAGAUAAAGAGAAACAGCAAUCUCCUGGAAAUCAACUGGACAGCCCGCCAGCACCGCAGCUUGAGACAAAAGAACUGACACAACUGGAUAUGGGAUCUCUACCUAUCAAGGAAGAACUGUGGUGUGAACUCCAUCUUGAGCUGAAAAUCACUGAGCCUGAGCUUGACAUUAUGGAAGAGGAGUUUAUGCCUGUUAUUUGUUCCACCAAGAACACUUGUGAGGAUGUUAAGGCAAAAAGAAGAACCAGUCUUCCAACUCACUCGUUAUUAUACAAGGGACAGCCUUUGAUGCCCACCAGGCCUGCAUUGACUGAUCAAAGUGCUUCUACAGUAGCACAUUCAGCAAGAAAGAACUCCUCAGACACACUAUUUCCAUUUGACAAAACAUUACAUUUCAUGGUUGGCACAGAUAUGAAAAAUACACCUCUACAUGCUGCUGAUUCAACAGAUAAAACAAAAAACAAACCCUACAUUUCCCCAAAAUCUAAGCACACAGAAACAGAUAAACCCAUCAGCAUCAAGCCACGACUUGUGGUUCCUCACCUUGCAGAGCCAAGUUUACAUUCUACUCAACAAAGCCAGGUCAUAAACCAUUUACAGCCAGGGGAUGACAUAACAUACAUAGGCAUGUCUGUAGUAGAGAAAGGAAAAGAGCCAUCAUGGAAAAGUAAAAAUCAAGAUUGGGUCAAAGGGCUUUUCCAUGAUGAUGGAAAGAAUGCUUUGUCAGUUGUCAUGGGAGGCAUUGAGAGGCUUUCAAUAUGUUUGGAGGAAAGACCCCACACCAUGGGGCUAGCACACCAAAAUGAUGAUGAUGGAUGUGGAGGACACUCCGAAUUGGAGGACUUGGAGGAGGAACCUUGGGAGGAGGUCUUCAGCUCCACCAAACAGUGGGUAACCAGUCCUCUUCAUUCACCCACAUUUAAGGAUUUGUUUGGAAAACUAGAUGUGUCAUCGUCUUGUUCUGCGGAAGAAGGUUUAAGCUCCAAAGAUCUAAACGUUCCUCCUCAAUCUAGAGAAGACAAACCAACAAAUGGAUCAUGUCCCGUUAGGAGCAUAGAAGUGAUUCCAGGAAAUAGCUCUCUAGCAUGCAGCGGCAAAACAGAGACUAAAAUCACACAUCCACUUCCGUUACCCGCCAAAACCACCAUGGUCGGUGAUGAAGCAACGAGACCACACAGAGAGAACAGCUGCAUAGCCAAGCAGAAAAACACCACCUCCUCCCAGAGAUUCCACAGACAGACGUCUUAUGAAGCAUGUUAUUCAGAAAAAACUGUGCAGGACAGUUUUUCCAAACACAGACCCUAUUCACUCAAUUUGGAUUUAGGACUUCGAUGCAUCAGAGACAUAUCCAAUCAGCAAAACCUGGAGUCAGCUGAGUUGUCCUCCAUUCAGAGAGGGGCAGUGACCCCGUCUGGGACCAAAUCCAACGGCCUGUCCCAGGAACUGGAGCUGUUCCUGAGCGAUCGUCAGGCCCCUGUGCGCCGGAACUCCGCCCCCGUCAGUGUGUCGUCUGUCAGGACGGCCUUCAUGAUAAAGACUUGCCAGGCCAAAGCCGUGCCUGUCAUCCCCCCAAAGGUGCAGUACAGCCACAUACCUCAUCCCACGAACAAUGAUGCAGGAAAUGAAGCAGAGAAAGAACUCACAAAAACCAGGGGAGACAAACUAGAUACUGUACCUCUUCUUCCAUCUAUCAGGGAUCUAAAGGAGGAGUUGGAGAAUAAGGAGCCAGCCCCCAAAUCCCAAAUAAGGCAGUCUAUUGCAGAGAAAUCUACAGAGACUAAUAAAACCACACCUAUUUCAGACCCACCGGUGCUGAGGAGGAAACGCUCCUCCAAUGCAGAGGCCUUUGCUGACUGUCCAAGACCUGAACGGUCUACUGUUCUACAAAGACCGUCCUUUAGGAACCGCCAGAGACCACAGAGCCUCAUCUUGUUCAGUCCACCCUUCCCCAUCAUGGAUUACCCACCGCUAGGGGAUGAUGGUAAGCUCCUCCUCUCGGCCAUCAGAAGUCCAACUGAAACAUCAGCACUCGAUGUCUUUUCUAAAGAGAUGGAUGAGAAUCUCAGGACCCCAGAGGGGGUGACCCUGCGGAACAAAAUGACAAUACCCAAGAGUGGACAGAGGCUGGAGACCUCAACCAGCUGCUUUUAUCAGCCACAGAGGAGGUCCAUGAUAUUUGACAACAGGAGCCACAGGCAGAUUGAAUGAGACACUGGACAGUAACCAGUUUCCUAACACUACUCUGGUUAUCCUUCUGCUCAUCCUCUCUUUUCUUGGACUUAUGUAAAUGAUUUUAGCAAUAUUGGGCCUAUAAUUCUACCUUUGGGAAACAAACCAUUUAUUUGUUUCCAAUGCUCCUACAAUCACCUCUCUGUCCUGCACUAAAAUAAGUAUUCUCGACUAGUGGUGAAGAUUUUAGUCCAAAUCAUAUGCAGUAAUGAUCAAUUAAUAUUCAAAUGAUAUAUUUUUUAAUUCAAAUGUUAGACAUGUUUGUAAUAUGCAUAUGAAGGAUAGACAGCCAAAGAAAGGAGAAUGUUACAUCGACCCAUAUUGCCAUUGGUAUUUGAGAAAAUGUCUUACAAGUUUGCAUGUCAUCAUUGGUAAUCACAAGGUUGCCUUUUUGCCAAAGAGAGUUGUACCUUCAGUGAUCGCUGCUUUGUUUUUAUUUCUACCUUUAUUUCUACAUAUUUUGUGAACUGAAUAAUGACUCCAUACAGUAUGGACCCACUGACGCCCAGCUAUUGUCGCUGUGAUCAGCUUUUAUCCUGACAUAGUAUCAGGACAGUGUUUUUCCAACAUUCUAAGUAAUGAGAACAGGAGAAAGCAGCUACUUUAGUUGUAAUUGUAUUAUAGACACUAAAUGGUAUUUAUUUAUCCAAUUAUGAAUCUGUAGAUAGUCAUUAACACACUUGACCAAUUCUUUGUUGUUGUUGUUAUUAUCUGGCUUCAAUUCUAGUAGCCAGACAUUACUUCACCAAUUCUAUAUUGUGUAAUGUUACCAAUAGUUAUACUGGAAUGUGUUACCAGUGCUACCAGUGAUUUAUCAGAACUGACAUAGUUGGUGUUCUCUUAUUUGGACUGUAAAGUAAUGUUUUGGUAAAGUUUUAGGAUGAGGAGGACAGAUGACAAAAGUACCUAAUGUAAAGUGUCUGUUGUGAUGAAAACAGGCUUUGAAGAGAAAUGUUUGCGUUUUAAAGAAAAAGAUAGUGAGAGAAACGAAUUUUGCUGACACUUGUAUUUGUGUAUGAUACAAGUGCAGAUUGUAAAAGAGAGGACUCAAACACUAUUCUCUAAAUGUUUGCGAAGAGUUAAAACGAAUAUCAGAACAGGGAUGCUGGUUGUUUGCAGCUGUAUUGACAUAAUACUACAUUUGUGACCUGUACAAUUCUGUAUGGACCAAAAUUGGAUGUAUUGUGUAUAGCCACGGAAAUAUAUGAAAAUAAAAAAUACACGUAUAGGCCGAACAUAUUUUCUAGGGAUUUGUUCAUAGAAUUAUUUGUCGUAAUGAUUUAUUUGGGGGAAAAAGCAUGAACUGGCGUACACCCAGAGAAAAUUAUUUAGUUUAGAGGUGCUGACUAACUGCAAAUAAUCGGUAAACUAUAAGAAUAAAGAGAGUCGCACACUAUAUAUAUAUAUAUAUAUAUAUAUAUAUAUAUAUACAUAUAUAUAUAUAUAUAAAACUCCCAGUAAUUUAUUGGGUGAAACACCAAUGUUUGGGCAUCACUGUGACUUCUUUAUUUUUAUAUGUUACAGUUUAUAAUGAUUUAUUUUGACAACAUAGUCAAACGUUUGGACACAGCUACUCAUUCAAGGGUUUUUCUUUAUUUGACUAUUUUCUACAUUGUAGAAUAAUAGUGAAAACAUCAAAAAUAUAAAAUAACACAUAUGGAAUCAUGUAGUAAUAAAAAAAGUAUUAAACAAAUCAAAAUCAUUUUUUGUAUUUAUUGGUUCUCUUAAUUUUGGUAACAGAGAUGAAAAUGUAUUGAAUUUAAGGUUAUUUGUUGAACAAAAAAGGUAAAUAUUUGCAUUACUUCUUUACUGGUGGCUCUGCACCGAAGUUUAUUUGAAGCAUUCUUUGUCAUCCUCAAAUCCGACUGAGUGUUGUGGAAAAUUACUCCCAAUAUCACAAAGAACUGCAGGAAAACAAAGAUCAAAUUCUCCAUGUUGCUAUUUUCAGCUUUUCCUCAGCACAUUUAAGUGGCAUUUUAAGUAACACCAUUUUACAAUAUUUGGGCCUAUUUGCUGAAAUUAAACUGAUUUUGAUUAAUGCAUACAUUGUCUCAAUGCAAGAGCAACUACAGUAACACUUGGAUUUUGUGUUACAUCCUGAAUUAAAAAUGGAUGAAAAAUAUUAUUUCUCACACAUCUACACACAAUACCCCAUAAUGACAAUGUGAAAACAUGUUUUUAGAAAUGUUUGAAAAUGUAUUGAAAAUGAAAUACAUAAAUAUCUGAUUUACACAAGUAUUCACACCCCUGAAUCAAAACUUUGUAGAAGCAUCUUUGGCGGCAAUUACAGCUGUGAGUCUUUUGGGGUGUCUCUAAGAGCUUUGCACACCAGGAUUGUACAACAUUUGUCCAUUACUCUUUUCAAAAUGAUUCAAGCUUUGUUAAAUUGAUGGUUGAUCAUUGCUAGACAACCAUUUCCAGGUCUUGCCAUAGAUUAUCAAGUCGAUUUAAGUCAAAACUGUAACGAGGCCACUCAGGAACAUUGUGUCGCCCUUUGUAAACAACUUCAGUGUAGAUUUUGCCUUGCGUUUUAGGUUAUUGUCCUGCUGAAAGGUGAAUUUGUUUCCCAGUAGACUGAACCAGGUUUAACCUCUAGGAUUUUCCUGUGCUUAUAGCUGUAUUUUGUUUAUUUUUAUCCCUAGUCCUUGUCGAUGACAAACAUACCCAUAACAUGUUGCAGCCACCACCAUGCUUGAAAAUAUGAAGAGUUACUCAGUGAUGUGUUGGAUUUGCCCAAAACAACACUUUGUAUUCAGGAAGAUUUUUUUCUUCAGUAUUACUUAAGUGCUUUGUUGCAAACAGAAUGCAUGUUUUGGAAUAUUUUUAUUCUGUACCGUAUUUUCACUCUGUCAUUUAGGUUAGUAUUGUGGAGUAACUACAAUGUUGUUGAUCCAUCCUCAGUUUUCUCCUAUCACAGCCAAUAAACUCUGUAACUGUUUUGAAGUCAC
This is a messenger RNA of Oncorhynchus masou masou (cherry salmon), 7810 nucleotides long. Its product is annotated as rho GTPase-activating protein 31-like. Gene Ontology annotation, molecular function: GTPase activator activity. The record is from RefSeq and is a predicted model, not a curated record. Lineage: Eukaryota; Metazoa; Chordata; Actinopteri; Salmoniformes; Salmonidae. Gene Ontology annotation, cellular component: lamellipodium. The coding region runs from base 768 to 4841 and encodes 1357 amino acids. The transcript is spliced from 12 exons. Gene Ontology annotation, biological process: small GTPase-mediated signal transduction.